Molecule: messenger RNA, 3407 nt
Organism: Scylla paramamosain (green mud crab)
Lineage: Eukaryota; Metazoa; Arthropoda; Malacostraca; Decapoda; Portunidae
Source: RefSeq, a predicted model, not a curated record
UCUCUCUCUCCCUCUCCCUGCCUCUCUCUCGCUCUCCCUCGCUCUCUCUGGCGCUCCUCAUAGGAUGUGUGCGAGCGGUCCACCUCUGGCAGCCUCCGCACUCCCUCCCGAGGCGUCUGGUGUGGCGUGGCGGCAGUGGCGGUCUUGUGGGCGUGGCGGCAGCAACGUGCACGCCACCUGAUCUCCUUCCGCGCCAGGAGUCAGGCACGCGGGUGUUUCGUGCGCCUUUCCUCCUGUGGUUAGUAUGAGAGGCUGCUGUGAGGGGCGCGCUAGGGUGGAGGUGCCACAACGCAGCUCCUGAUUGGUGGAGGUACUCACCCCCUCCCCCCUCCACCCCGCACCACCUCCCCCCACCCCAACCAACGCCUCCCCUAGGCCCGGCAGGCAGGGAGUCCCGGCGCCACUCUGCCCUGCCAUUGGUCCAUGUGACGCGACCCUCGGCUUGUGAUUGGCUGCCGUGAAGAUGGGCAAAACCAAUGACAAAAAGGCGCAGCGCUGUGACAGUCGAAGCAAUAUAGUGGGCAAGUUUACCCAGAGUGUCAAGAGGAUCGUGCAGGAGGUGAAGGAAGAAGGCGUGCCAGCCGAUGGAGAGACGCGGGAUGACGCUAUCGCCACCAACCACCGUCUGCGCCACGUUCGGGAGAGGCUGGAGGCUGAACACGAGACAGCCCGCGGCGCUCUGCUCACCCUCCACACGCCGUACAACCACAGCAAGACAACCUGGAACGUUUUCACCCGAUACAACCUGCUAAAGGCCAUGAUUAAGGAGGUGGUGAGGCUAGAGACAGAAUACUGGCAACUCCUGGAGGUGCCGCGGCAGGAGAAGCAGGAGCCGGUGCUGACCUACGUGCUGAGGGCGUGCUCGAUUGUGGAGAAGAGCCAGCGGAGCCACGAGCAGGCGGAGAAGACCCCACGCGCCGACCAGGAGGAGGAGAAGCAGAGGGAGAAUGCACAGCGACUCAACGGUAUGACCACUUCACAGAUUCUGGAGGAGAACCACUCCCUCAUCAACGAGUUGUACCGCCUCCUGAGGAAGUACUCGUCCCUCCGCACCCUCAUGAGAGAGCUGAAGGAUGACUACGUUGAGAGCAAGAUGUACCCUAUUGUACCCCGCUACUUUAUGCUGAAGGAGAUGAUCCAUGAUGUGAUGCGAGACCCUGCCUUCAUGGAGCUGUGUCAGGAGGUCACUCAGAGUCCCCCAGCAGGCACCUCUUAGUGUGUGACCUGCUGUGACCCAUAGAGAGAGUUGAUGGAGAGUAGCAUGGUGAGACAACAAAGGAAGACAAGACCAGAAGCAUCAUGAAAGUGUCUCAAGAACCUCCGCUUGUUUUACUGUCUCGUUUUAUGUUCCUUAAUGUAAGUUUCCUUUAUUAUUUUUUUUCAGUUUUCUUGGCAUUUCUGUGGAGUCUUGUGGUCUUUAUUUCUGGUACUGAAGAGUCUUAGUCUGUGUUCUCUUGUAAGUUGAGAUACACAUGGCUAUUUCUGCACUGUUGCAUUUGUUAAGGGCUUUAUUCCACUUGUCUUUCUUGUUUUAACUUACAAUUUGCGUAAUUAGCAUUAUAUAUAAUGCUUAUCCCUUGGAAGGUAUUUGGAGGAAUCUCUCUCUCUCUCUCUCUCUCUCUCUCUCUCUCUCUCUCUCUCUCUCUCUCUCUCUCUCUCUCUCUCUCUCUCUCUCUCUCUCUCUCUCUCUCUCUCUCUCUGCCAGUGCUCUAUCUAUUUCUCCACCUCCCUGUCACUCUCCCAGAUCAAUGAUAAAGAUUAGAAUUGUGUGCUGUCCUGCUUGUCUCCAGUGUGAACUGAACACUAGCUGUAAACUAACAACAACAAGGCUAUUACUACAGAUUACUGUCACCAUGAUCAAAGUUAUGACAGUACUAGAUGUAAGUGUACACGAGAAAGCCGCAGUAUUUUUGCUAUGGAUGAUAAUGUAAAAUGAGAUAAUUAUGAUCGACAUGUAGUUUGUGCCAAAGUAUUUUUCACCGUAUAUUCUUGUAAGCUUUUCUCGAAGUAUAAAAGGAGCCUGGUGAGGUAUUUGGUGUGUGUGUGUGUGUGUGUGUGUUUUAAAUUACCAUACAUACCCACACACUAAAUUUUCCUGUGUGAAUCAUGGGGGCCAGUAGCAGCAGUAGCAGCAACAGCAGCAGCAGCCUUCACUGCUCCCACACUGAUUGUGACACUGUUAGGAAAAUGAUGGUGUCUGCUUUAUGAGACUUUGGGCAUGUUGAGAAUGUGAAAAUAUCAGCCAUGCAUGCAGUGAGGAUGUGGAUGAGGUGUGGUACUCUCCCUGCCUGAGCUGCAAAUGGAGAACCACAGUAAAGAUGUUCUGGCUUAAUGUCAUGUGUUCUUAAGUCAUAGUGCAUCAAGCCAUGUGACCUUAGUUGUUGCAGUGGCAUGCAGAAAAUCUUUUAAUCACUUUACUUCAAGGCAAGACAAGGAAUUUCUUAUGGGUUUAUAAUAGGGUUGUGUGAAUGAGAAAAUAACAUCUACAGUCCUUAUUUCAGUGAUAUACAAGUGACACUGGAAUAUGUAUAGAGGAAGGAAGAUCCUCAUGGGAAGUGCAUAUAGAGUACACUUUGUUGCAUCAAAUUAUAUAAACAGAAUACAAUACAUGUAGCACUUUGGUGUGGUAAUUAUCAAAAUAGAAUCUGCCUUGCAUAUGAUGUGAAUGUUCUAAUGUGGCAAGACUGUCAUACUCUCUCCGUCACUCACUGCCAUGCAUGUGCUGGGGUCAGAAGGAUGGUGGCGGGAGCAGGCGUGUGUUGAGGGAAGAGAGAAUACAUAAGGACACAUGUUUUGUAGUGACACAUAUCUCUGCUGCUUAGAUUGGCCCCUCUGUGUAUGUGUGUGUGUGUGUGUGUGUGUGUGUGUGUGUGUGUGUGUGUGUGUGUGUGUGUGUGUGUGUGCUUUUCCAUAUUCAGUAGAGCAGCUAUAUGUAUAAGAGAUAAAAGAGAGGCAGUUAUUACUACAUAUUUAAUUAUGCAACUAUUCCAACCCACUGUGGUAGUUUCUGAGGUAACUAACACAAGGCCUCAGAUGAUGACUUUUCUAAGUGAGUGAAGUGAUGCUCCUCAAUGCUACAACAAUAGAACAAACUGCCACUCAUUUCAUGUAAGGAGAGAGUUUUGCCAAUAUCUUGUUUUAUAACAGUUCCUUUUGAACCUGUUUUGUGUUGCGUGUUUUCAUAUAGUAUGUCAUUGUGAUGUGUUAAUAGUACAGUAUAUACUGUAUAUAUUUUUUGAUAACUUGUACUAUGAUGUGAUUACUUUACCAUUUGUUAUACCUGUCAAGGACUAAAGAGUGUGCUUACUAUGAAGAAAUGGGAAAGGUUAGCAGCUUAGGAUAUAGUAAGUAAAUUACUUAAAAGAUAAAGUUUGUGUACUCUCUUUCUUAAAGGAAACUAUGUAGAA